UAUUUCACUAUGAAACCUAAAAUUCAGUAGUAGAUGAACUUUUUCGUAUCUGCCUUUUCAUCAAUACUGGUUUUGUUGUUGUAUGUAAACUAUUUUGUACAGUUUUUUCGAUUAAAUAUGCUUCAGUAGUUUUAUUUUAUAUGUCUACGUACUGUUUUUUUUUAAUGCAACCACAAUUCGUUGAAACAUAUUUUCUAAUACAAAGCUACUCUUACAGGAAGGUACUAACUAACAUUUUAAAUGGGGCAGUAAAUCAGUAAUUCGUCAUGUAAUAGCCGAAUUUUAAUUCAAUAGGAUAAUAAAUACAAGUAGGACAGACUAUCAACAUUAAUGUAGUUGAAAUCGUAGAAAAAGCAGAGUCCUUAUUUUUGAAUGCGCAAAAACUCAUUUAUUAGCAUGCUUUUUUAUUUUAGAAAAAAAGAGUCUACAGUCCAUACUAUAGUAAGUUUACAGCUUGAAGAAUUUUCAUAUUAUCGUCUGUGGAACUAUUUCGCCAAUCACUCACAAGCUCAAAGACGAGUAAUGCCAUCUGUCAAGUCUGAGUGGUCAACCGAUUGACGCGCGCGAUUGACAUGUCCAUUUUAAUAAAAAUGUUUUUCCGUGUAAUUUGUUUGUAUUUACUAUUUACUACUCAAAUAUCGUGUCGUGAUGACACAGAAAUUAAAUCAGAAGAAGAUGUUGGUGUAAAGUACGCAAAUCGUUGUGAGGUAUGCAAAAUAUUGGCUACUGAGUUGCAAGGCAGACUCGAAGAGACCGGUAAAGUGCACGAUGUCAUCGAAAUUGGAUACUCCUUGGACGACGUGCAACAAAAAAAGACCAAGUACCAGAAGUCAGAACUGAGACUAAUCGAAUCCAUAGAAGGUGUUUGUGACAAAAUCUUGGAAUACAACAUCCACAAGGAACGCCAAGACAGCACCAGGUUCGCUAAAGGUAUGAGCCAAACAUUUAAAACUUUACACGGUUUGGUCGACAAAGGAGUAAAGGUAGAUCUAGGUAUUCCACUUGAGUUGUGGGAUAAGCCAUCUGCAGAGAUUACACACAUGAAAACGCAGUGUGAAAGUUUAUUAGAAGAAAAUGAGAUGGCUGUUGAAGAUUGGUAUUGGAAUCAUCAAGGAGAGAUAGAUCUGAAGAAACAUUUGUGUACUAAACAUGCCUUGAAGGGAACUGAUGACUCCUGCUUGUCUGAAGAGCUGAGCUCUUCCAAGGGAGAGCGCGGGAAAGCAGACAAGUCAGAACUAUGAGAUUAGGUGUUCUCUUAGAGAAUUAAAAGUACAAGAACAAUAUACAUAUUCUGAUUAUUUCCAGUAUAUGAGCUCUGUGAUAGGAUGGAGGCAUUUCAAUUGUAAUUUAUUAAGUGUUAGUAUUAUUAAAAAUGAAAUAACUUUAAUAUACCUCUUGUGUCGCCAUGUACUAUAGAAACUGUGCAUCAUGCUCAAAAUUUGAAAGUUUCAGCUUUUUCUACAUGAUAAUCUCAUAUAAUAUGUGUACUUAUCCUUCCCAGCAUUAUAAUAAGAUACUUUAUAUUGCCAUUUUAUGUAAAUAACAUCAAUUACUUCUAUUUUAUUAUAUAAGCACAAUAUCAAAUUGAUUUCAUGAUCAAAGGCAAGUUUCAAACAUUUGUAAGUCAUGCUUUAUUUAUACAAUUAUACUGAAAGUUUAAAUAAAGACUUAAAUUAUA
Trichoplusia ni (cabbage looper) is the source of this 1678-nucleotide messenger RNA. RefSeq names its product protein canopy homolog 3-like. Lineage: Eukaryota; Metazoa; Arthropoda; Insecta; Lepidoptera; Noctuidae. Gene Ontology annotation, cellular component: endomembrane system. The record is from RefSeq and is a predicted model, not a curated record. Gene Ontology annotation, molecular function: signaling receptor binding.